This is a messenger RNA of Propithecus coquereli (Coquerel's sifaka), 1926 nucleotides long. RefSeq names its product solute carrier family 13 (sodium-dependent dicarboxylate transporter), member 2 (gene SLC13A2). NCBI's taxonomy places the organism in Eukaryota, Metazoa, Chordata, Mammalia, Primates, Indriidae. Gene Ontology annotation, biological process: monoatomic anion transmembrane transport. Gene Ontology annotation, cellular component: membrane. Gene Ontology annotation, molecular function: transmembrane transporter activity. Bases 62 to 1840 code for a protein of 592 amino acids. The record is from RefSeq and is a predicted model, not a curated record. The transcript is spliced from 12 exons.
GGUCCUUGCGUUCCCCGGCUCCUGCAGGCGGUGGCUCUGGCAGCCCUCGUUGGCCCGCACGAUGGCCACCUGUUGGCAGGCCCUGUGGGCCUAUCGCUUCUACCUGAUCGUGUUCUUGCUGCCCAUUUUCCUGCUGCCUUUGCCUAUCCUCGUCCCCCAGAAGGAGGCCUACUGCGCCUAUGCCAUCAUCCUCAUGGCGCUCUUCUGGUGCACCGAGGCUCUGCCCCUGGCCGUCACCGCACUCUUCCCCAUCAUCCUGUUCCCCAUGAUGGGCAUCAUGGACGCCUCUGAGGUCUGCAUUGAGUACCUUUCAGACUCCAACGUCCUGUUUCUCGGGGGCCUGAUGGUGGCCAUCGCAGUCGAGCACUGGAACCUGCACAAACGCAUCGCCCUCCGCGUGCUCCUCAUCGUCGGGGUGCGGCCUGCCCUGCUGCUCCUGGGCUUCAUGCUGGUCACUGCCUUCCUGUCCAUGUGGAUCAGCAACACGGCCACCACGGCCAUGAUGGUGCCCAUUGCGCACGCUGUCCUGAAGCAGCUGCACAGCUCAAAAGCCAGCGGGGACCUCGAGGAGGGCAGAGAAAACCCCACCUUCGAGCUCCAGGAACAAAGUCCCCAGAAGGAGGUGACCAAGCCUGAUAACACAGAGGCCCUCCCUGUCCCACCUGCUCCUUCGGAGCCCACGGCACACCAAACGCAGGAGCAGAUCCUCUUCACCCAGGGCAUGAGCCUGUGUGUGUGCUACGCAGCCAGCAUCGGGGGCAUCGCCACGCUGACUGGCACCACGCCCAACCUGGUGCUACAAGGCCAGGUCAACUCGCUCUUCCCCCAAAACGGCAACGUGGUGAACUUUGCCUCUUGGUUUGGCUUUGCCUUCCCCACCAUGAUCAUCUUGCUGCUGCUGGCCUGGCUGUGGCUGCAGGUCCUCUUCCUGGGCUUCAACUUCCGAAAGAACUUUGGCUUCGGGGGACCGGUGCAGGAGCAAAAGCAAGCCGCCUUGCGCGUCAUCCAGACAGAGCACAAGCUGCUGGGCCCCAUGACCUUUGCGGAAAAGGCUGUCACUGUGCUUUUUGUCCUCCUGGUGCUGCUCUGGUUCACCCGGGAGCCGGGCUUUUUCCGUGGCUGGGGCAACCUGAUUUUUUCCAAUGCCAAGGGCGAAAGCAUGGUGUCUGAUGGGACAGUGGCCAUCUUCAUCGGCAUAAUUUUGUUCAUCGUGCCCUCCAAGUUCCCAGGGCUGACCCAGAACCCAGAAGAACCGGGGAAGCUGAAGGCCCCCCCUCCCCUCCUCAACUGGAAGACAGUGAAUGAGAAGAUGCCCUGGAACAUUGUAUUAUUGCUGGGUGGUGGCUUUGCCCUGGCCAAGGGCAGCGAGGAAUCAGGCCUAUCAAAGUGGCUGGGGAACAAGCUAACCCCACUGGAGAGUGUGCCGCCUCCUGCCAUUGCCAUCAUCCUUUGCCUUCUGGUUGCUGCCUUCACCGAGUGUGCUAGCAAUGUGGCCACCAUCACACUCUUCCUGCCCAUCCUGGCCUCCAUGGCUCAGGCCAUCUGCCUGCACCCUCUCUACGUCAUGCUCCCCUGCACUCUGGCUUCCUCCCUGGCCUUCAUGCUGCCUGUGGCCACCCCACCCAAUGCCAUCGUCUUCUCUUUUGGGGACCUCAAAGUGUCUGACAUGGCCCGGGCGGGAUUCCUGCUCAACAUCAUUGGGGUGCUGGUCAUCGAACUGGCCAUCAACAGCUGGAGCUUCUCCAUCUUCAAUCUGGACACCUUCCCCUCCUGGGCCCACUCCAACACCACAACCCACUGCCCAAACGACCUGGCCAACUCCACCACGCCUGGCCCCUAGACUGGAGCAUGGCCUGGCGAGGCACGGGAAGACCGCCCUGCUCCCAUUGCUCCAAGCUGGGAGGGGACACCCCCAGCUCCAAGCUC